This is a messenger RNA of Mauremys mutica (yellowpond turtle), 1402 nucleotides long. Its product is annotated as MOB-like protein phocein. Gene Ontology annotation, cellular component: cytoplasm; mitochondrial matrix. Bases 227 to 1066 code for a protein of 279 amino acids. Gene Ontology annotation, molecular function: ATP binding; protein-folding chaperone binding; protein folding chaperone. NCBI's taxonomy places the organism in Eukaryota, Metazoa, Chordata, Testudines, Geoemydidae. The transcript is spliced from 9 exons. The record is from RefSeq and is a predicted model, not a curated record.
CUGCUUCUACAAGUGUCCAGGCUGUGGCAUCCAGACAUCUGUAGAAGCAACUGGAAAGGAGCAGGGAGCCAGCACCAUGUGACUUGGCAGUUCUCCACAGACCACAACUUGAUUAUUUUUUAACUAAAAGUGUUCCCACUCCCUGUGCCGCCGCUUGUUGUGUUGCCUGCUUAGUGAAGUUGCAGGGAUUGCAGACUUGUAUGUGGCUUCUGCUCUGUGAUCUCAAAUGCUGCUGUUACCUGCUGACUCAGUAGUUACGGCUGACAUUGACCACCCUAGACUGGCAGGGAAAGCAUUUAGGAAGUUUCUUCCCCUGUUUGACCGUGUUCUGGUUGAAAGAUGUGCGGCUGAGACUGUAACCAAAGGAGGCAUCAUGCUUCCGGAAAAAUCUCAAGGAAAAGUGCUACAAGCAACAGUAGUGGCAGUUGGAUCGGGAUCCAAAGGAAAGGAUUUUUACAAUUGGCCUGAUGAAUCCUUUGAAGAAAUGGAUAGCACACUAGCUGUUCAACAGUAUAUCCAACAAAACAUAAGGGCAGACUGUUCUAACAUUGACAAAAUCCUGGAACCUCCUGAAGGGCAGGAUGAAGGUGUAUGGAAGUAUGAACAUUUACGACAAUUCUGUCUCGAGCUCAAUGGACUUGCUGUCAAGCUUCAGAGUGAAUGCCACCCAGAUACAUGCACUCAGAUGACAGCAACUGAACAAUGGAUUUUCCUUUGUGCAGCCCAUAAAACUCCCAAAGAGUGUCCUGCUAUAGACUACACCAGGCACACGCUUGAUGGAGCUGCAUGUCUUCUGAAUAGCAAUAAAUAUUUCCCCAGCAGGGUUAGCAUAAAGGAAUCCUCUGUAGCCAAACUAGGAUCAGUGUGUCGUAGGAUUUACAGAAUAUUUUCCCAUGCGUAUUUUCAUCAUCGGCAGAUAUUUGAUGAAUAUGAAAAUGAAACCUUUUUGUGUCACCGGUUCACUAAAUUUGUGAUGAAAUAUAAUUUGAUGUCCAAGGAUAACCUGAUUGUACCAAUUUUGGAAGAGGAGGUGCAGAAUUCAGUGUCUGGGGAAAGUGAGGCAUGAUGGGAAUUGUGGUACAGAAAGCAACUGUACUAAACACACAAUUGACAUUAUGUACUGUAUAUAUCAUUUUAGACACUCAAUCAUGUAUCCUUAUUAUAGCUUUGUUUAGUAUACUUUUGUAUGCUGUGUGCAUUGCCUUUUAAUAUGGGAAAUACUUUAAGUUAUUCAUGAACUGUAUAUUCAUCAAUGUGGCACUCAUGGUUUUUAAAUAAAAUUAGUAUUAUCUGUUUAUAAUACCUGUUAAUAAAAGAAUUACAGUUGUGUAAAAUUGCUGCUAAACAAUCAUUGGAUCACAAUCCUCAAAUGUGUCUGAUUAAAAAAGAUAAGUGAGACUAA